Clupea harengus (Atlantic herring) is the source of this 565-nucleotide messenger RNA. RefSeq names its product zymogen granule membrane protein 16-like. NCBI's taxonomy places the organism in Eukaryota, Metazoa, Chordata, Actinopteri, Clupeiformes, Clupeidae. The record is from RefSeq and is a predicted model, not a curated record.
CUCUAGUAAAUAGUGUAAAUAAACAGUUUAAAACAUAAACAAAUGUUAAUUCUGACGCUCUCUGUCCCACAGGAUGAGGCUUCUUCUUGUCCUAAGCGCACUGCUGGCUACUGCCAGUGCUGCACCCUCGUACUUCUCCUUUUCCCCGUCCGUGGGGUCAGGGUCUGGAACCUCUUACACCAUCACAGGAAUGGGCCGCAUCACUGCCGUCAGAACAUGGGAGAUUAAUAAUGGACGCGUCUAUGGCAUCCAGCUCCGUUAUGGGACCACAUGGUCACUAGUUGCGGGCUACAGAAGUGGCACUGUCAAGGAGAUUGAGCUGUUCGACGACGAGUUCAUCGUUCAGAUCUCCGGCAAGUUCGCUCACUACAUCGAGUCCCUGAUGAUCGUCACCAACAGGGGGCGCUCCCUCAUUGCUGGACAACCAUCUGGAACCACCUUCAAUAUGUACACCAUUCAUCCAACGGCCGAGCUCCGUUUCCUGAGCGGUCGCUACCACGGGGGCCUCACCUCCAUCGCCUCUCACUGGGCAGUGCUCAGCACAUCCAAUGGCACUGCUGAUUAG